GGUAGAACUAGUCCAGGCUGAGAAGAAUAGAGCUCCGCCAGACUGCUGCUGACGUGUCUACGGUGGAAACACGUCACCGAACUACCACAGCGAACUCAUAGCAGGUAUGCCCACUGCACAGAGAGAGCGAGGCCGGGCACUGCACUCGUCAUUCAUCGCAUUUGCCCUGCUGCGUGUUGCCAGGCGCCUCGCCCUGCUGCUGCGGCAAGUCGCCUCUGACCUGACGGCAUAGCAUAGCACAGAGUAGACAGAACACAGCCUACCGUCAUGGCAGGCCUGAUUCGCUGCCUGAAGCGCAAGGAGCCGCCCUGCAGCUCGGCUGAUGACGACGGCAACACAUGCGUCGUGUGUUUCAGAAAGUGGGAGAUCGAGGGCGACCAGAUGCCGAUGAACCUCGGCAAAUGCGGUGAGAGGGCGGACACACACGUCAGUCAACACAGAUACAUGCUGUGCAAUGCGUUUCCUCUCCUCUUCGUUUGUCUGUUGAUGUGAUGGAUGCAGGUCACGCACUGUGCAACGAGGUGAGGCCACACCACACAUACGGUGUGAGGCCGCCAGUGCAGUGCGGGUGUGUGCGCUUGUGCAGUGUGUGCGACGAUGCGAGCAACCCAAUGGAAGCGUCAAAUGCCCUACCUGCAGGUAGCCGAAGUGACUGACACACGAAUGACAUAUGCUCACUCACAGCCACUUCCUCACUCUCUCUGUCUGUGUCAUGCGACGCAGGGUGGUUUGCACGGCGGCCUGCAUCACCAAGUCCUGGAGCAUGAUCAAGCUGCUCGAGUAUCAGCAGAAGAAGGAAGCAUCCACACGCAUCAACAAGCUACUGGUGCGCACACACGCUUUCACACACACACACGAGCCGGCCGAUGGAUGGGUACUGUCGGUCACUGCGACUGGCGGCGGGAGUCUGCCACACACAGAGUAGUCUUGCUGCUGCAGGACCUCCUGCCGGUUCUGAGGCGAUACCUCAACGACGCCACGGCCCUCCUAUGCGACACUGCCAUCACAUUCCUCGUUCCAAAGGUGGACAAGUUGGAGGGGCGGGGACCAUUAGGCAUGGAUGGAUGGAUGAUCUCUGGUGCAUGUGGUGCAAUUGGUUGUGUGCAGGUGUGUGUGCCUCUGGGCAGCUCGCUGACCGAGUCCGAGUUCAAGGGUCUCCGCGGCCUGAUCGGCGGCCAGGUCAAGCUCAAGUCCAUCUACCGGUACGCAGAGCACACACAUUCCAUACGUCCACUGCACCACCGGAUGUGUGUCGUUUGUGGUGCAGCACGUCUCUCCACGGCUCGGCGCAUCGCAAUGUGCUGCGGUGUGUGGGCGACAAGAGGGGCCUGGCGUUCGUCAUCCGCAAGAACCAGUACGUCUUCGGCGCCUUCAUCAGUGACGGCCUUCAGGAGCCCACACGUCCCGAGUAGUGGCCGACCAGAUGGUACAGGUGUGACGUGUGGGAUUUCUCGCUGGCCGGCCACUUCCCCCAGCCGACCAAGAUCGAGAUCAGC
This is a messenger RNA of Vitrella brassicaformis, 1496 nucleotides long. The record is from the annotation of a GenBank genome assembly. Lineage: Eukaryota; Vitrellaceae.